Messenger RNA from Octopus sinensis (East Asian common octopus), 4452 nucleotides. RefSeq names its product nostrin. Gene Ontology annotation, molecular function: protein binding. NCBI's taxonomy places the organism in Eukaryota, Metazoa, Mollusca, Cephalopoda, Octopoda, Octopodidae. The coding region runs from base 16 to 2130 and encodes 704 amino acids. Gene Ontology annotation, cellular component: cytoplasm; plasma membrane. The transcript is spliced from 16 exons. The record is from RefSeq and is a predicted model, not a curated record.
ACAUAAUUUUUGAAAAUGUCUGAUGUUCUUUUUGUUAUGGAUAAAAUCUUAACCAAAUGGGAUCGCAAACAAGAAAUAGUUGAUCUGUGGCAUUCCUUAGCCUAUCGGGCCAAAUCAAGACCGAAAUCUAAAUCAUAUGCCUUGAAUGUGAAAAAUAAAAUUGGCCCCGUAAAACGGAAAAGAGAUGCUUCACUUCAAGCUUGGAAAAACUCCUUUGGGCCUUCAUUACAAACUAUGCCUUGCCACAACAAAUGGAAACCAGCAAAUACUUCGAUAACUUACAGGAGAUCUUUUUCAAAUGAUGCCAUACACUUGGGUGCAAAGGACUGGAAUUGUUCAAACUAUUCUGGAAAUUGUACCAAACAAAACUCUAGACCCCUUCGAAGGUAUCAGAGUUCCCCUAUUAUGGUUCGACCUGCUACCCCUAUAAGACCCUCUGCAUUCCCACCCUUGAAAAACUUCAGUUGCCAAACACAAAUGGAAAGAAGUCAAAGUGAUAAAAUUGAUAAUAUUAAAGAGUCUAAAACAUCACAAGAAACUCCUCCAGUGACUUCUUCAAAUGUUCCAAUUUUCUGUUUAAAAUCUUAUUUAAAGAACUACACAAAAUUGGGGGUGAAUGGGUUUGAAGAAUUACGGAAGAUAGUAAAGCAGGGGGCUGAGUUUGCCAAAGAUGUGGCAAAUAUUAUGCAAGAAAGAGCUGACCUAGAGACAACAUAUGCAAAGGGAUUAAGCCGACUCAGUACGAAGAUCAUGAAGCUGUCUUCUAAUUCCAGCGGAAGUCUGUGUGAAGGCUGGAAAGCUACUUCUGUAGAAAUGGAAUGUGAAUCUGACUUCCACAAGCAUCUCAGUCGGGCAUUAUGGGAAGAAAUAUCUAAACCCCUGAAAACGUGGGUAGAAACACAACAAAAAACCCGUCGGCCGAUUGAAGCAAUGGUGGAGAAAGCUGUCCGUCAGUUGGCAGAUCGCAGAAACGAUGAAUACAAAACCAAAAAGAACGCCUUUAGUAUGUCGAGAGAUUUAGAAAAAUUUGAGGAGCAACUUGCAGAAGCCAGAGAUGGCAAAGGGAAAUACACAGACAGAGAUAUAACCAAGUUGGAGAAGAAGUGUCGGCAACAGUAUGAUGUGGUACAGAAGUGUGACAAAGAAUACAGUGAAGCUUGCCAAAAAGCAGAAGCAGCUCGACAAGAAUGGGAUCUCAGCAUAUUAAAGGGUGCUGCUCAGAUGCAAGUUAUUGAAGAGGAUCGCAUCAACAAGAUGCAGGAAUUACUAAAGGUCUUUAACUCAAAUAUAUCACAACAGGGUCCGCAGUUGUCUCAGGCUUAUGCGAAUUUGGAUAAAGUUGUUAGCCAAAUCGACUUAAAAGAAGAUUUGAAAAAUGUGAUGAAAGAGAGAGGGACAGGUCCACCUCAGCCCCAUCAGAUUUUGUUCGAUUGUUACGCUGAAGAUAUGAACCUCGCCAUGAACGUAAACCGACGUAAACAGGCCCUCAAAAGUUACUUGUUUUAUAUUGAAUCUGCAGUCGAGCGUGAGAAAAAGGGGAAAGAAGGGGUGGAGAAACUAUUACAAGUGUAUAAAGACCGACCAAACUUUGCAGAUGCCGAUGCACAAGACGAAGCAAAGAAUCGUUUGAUGCAGGUAACAUUUACAUUGAACUUCCUUGAAGCCAGCCACUUGAAGAUAAACACUGCAUUAUCUGUGAUGAAUGGUCAGAGCAAACCAAAUCAUCGGUUUGUUCAAUAUAUAGAGACCUUAAAGGACAAACAGGGCAUUCCAACAUCAACACUUCGACUUCCUCUCAACAUAGCAUUAGAAGGUGGCACCUCAUAUAUAGCCACUUCUAACAGCACUGGCAGUGUUGAACAUUCUCCUCCUGUUUCACCAUAUGAUGAUUUCGACCAAGAAGAAUUUUCUGAUGACGAGUUUGACAAUAAUUAUGAGUAUCCAGGUAGUGUUGGCAGUACUGGCCAAUGCCGAGUAAUGUAUGAUUACUCAGCGAACGCUGAUGAUGAGCUUGACAUCAAACUAGGUGACAUAAUCAAUGUUUACACUCGUCAACCUGAUGGCUGGUGGCAAGGAGAGUUACAUGGUAAAGUGGGGAUAUUCCCUGCUAACUAUGUGGAGGAGAUUUAACGGUUUUGUGUGUGUGCGUGCGUGUGUGUGACAGACUGAAACUUUUCAAAGGAACUGGGCAAAAUUUUGGCAAAUUCUGGAGACCAGAAUUUAAAAAAAAAAAAGAUAAAAACUUGAGUGGAAUAAAAAAGCAAAAGACUGAAAGUGAAAGACGAAGGGCAAGUAAAACUGAAGGAACUUCCUCCCUCACUUUACACAUCUCACACACAACCUGUGUUUGUGGAUCAGAAACGAAGGACAAAACUACAUUGGCUACAGCAAUUGUCCUUUCAGCUUGUAUAUAGUGCUACUACUACUACUACUAUUAUUCCUGUUACUACUACUACUACUCUAGUCAUAAUAGUCUUGACUUUAUUAUUUAUCGGACAAUGGAUAAAACAUGUCCGGUAGUUGAAAAAUAGUCUGACAUUGUUAUCGGACAAUUCAGUGUCCGAUAGUUGGCUGUUGUCUAUUCUAUUUGCUUUUUUUCAGUCAGACAGGAGUUGUUAAACAACUUCCAGUUUUAUUCUCCUUUUUAAUUUAUUUUUACUUUUCUUCUUGACAAAUUCUCUGGUGAUGUCUUUGGUGAUAUAAGCUCAUGCCAAACUAAAAUAAGAUACAAAGAGGCUUUGUCUAUCCGACUCUCUCUCUCACACACACACACAUUCAUGUAUUGUUUGUCGAUCAAAUCAAUCCAUGCUGUUGUACCUGAUGCUGUCCCUUACCAACAUAUGAGUCACCCACUCUUGUGUUACUCCCUACACAACUCCAGGCUGCUGUGAAUUUACUGUGAGCAGAAAGACCCUACUACCACCACCAUUAAUCCUUUAUAUGCUCUGCUAUGUCAGUGGGACUUACUGGAUGGUAUUAUAUUAUUGCUUAAAAACUAGAGAUGGCCAACAAACAUGUUUUUGAGCUUCAAAAUCUUAGUUUAGCCGUUGAGUCAUAACUCUCUGUUCAGCUAACUAAACAAUGGGUCUUUCUCUAACUUAAAGAUUGAUUAGAUUAACGGUAACAAAAAGGCUUACCUGCUAACAUAAACUUUUGCAUGUUCAUAAAAGAAAAUUGCUCCAAUAGCAUGCAAACUGUUAGAAAAUAUUCUCACUCGUCUUUACAUUGAAAAAUAGAUGACAAGUGACAGCUUUUUAUUGCUUGGCAGUAUUAAAAGUGCAGUUUAGCAGAUCUUGUAAUGGUCUUUUGUAAUUCAGUGUUGUUAUUGGAAGUAUCAAGUUGGAGUUCACUUGAGUUAGUUAUCAUAGACUUAAUCAGUCACAGAGACAACUUUGUUCCUGUCUAAAAUAUGAAGAAGCUCAAUCGUAUUAUAGACUUGUUUUCACCGAUAGUUAGAAUGUAGUCCUAAACUGCACUACAGGCUAAGAGAAUCUGAACUGAAUCAUUUUAGGUAUUGUCUUUCUCUCUGCUGCUGUUGAUUCUGUUGUUGUCAGUAAUACUCUAAAACCUAGGUGAUGUGUAUUUUACUGUAACAGACUGCUUGGACUAUUGAGAAUUAGUGGAGAGGAAAAUUUUUUUGGAAAUAUAAAAUUUGAUCUGUGGAAUUCUACCACUGAUGAUUCGUAGGCCAGCAAUAUUAACAACUAGGAAAAGUAUUCUAGAUAACCCUACAUAUCUGUCCUCUUAAAAAUAAAAUGACACAAACAUUCUGCUCUUCUGAACAUUGCCAAAACACCAAGAACAAAAAAAAAAAGCAACAAAAUGACCACAGCCCUGUUUGUAAAUAGCAAGUCCCAACUGGCCAUGUGGUUGUUAGGACACAAUUGACUUCCUCGUGAUGCUGUUUGGAAGUCCCUCCUCUCUACAGGCUAAACACACACUCACAGGAAAACUUAAACAAAUGAAUGAAACCCUCUCAUCAAAUUUACUGUUCCCACCACACCUUUUUCUCUGGAUUUUGGGCCAUGGAUGGACACACAGCAAAGCACCGGCAAUAGGAGACUACACAAAAAUCACUGAAUGCUUUCAGCUGAAAAGUUUGGCAUCCUUAAAUUCAAAACUCAGCCUGCUGUGACUGUUAUAUAUAUGUAUAUAUAUAAAGUAAAAUGAAAGCAAAAAAACAAAAAAAAAACGUGCAUUUACUACAAACUGCACAUUGCUGUUAUGGAAUCACGCAUAAAACUGAUGCAGUGACAUACCUUGUUAAUACUUAACAUUUUGGUUUUGGUGGUUCUAUUCACACAUUUGGAGAUACACCAGAAGGAAUCUUUCAAUUUGGAUUUAUUAAAAAAAAAAAAACUUCUCAAAAUAAGUAAUUUUAAGCUUUUAAAUUUGUUGAUCUAAAUAAAUACUUAAUAAAGAGCAAUGGAAUUUUCCAGAGACUUUGAAAGC